AUGGCACUGAACUUCGGCUGCAGCUUCACCGCGCUCUGCUGUUUAGCUCUCUGGGGCUUCACCAGGACUUCAGAUGCUACAUAUGUACCACCACCUCAUUCGACCGUGAAACCUGGAUUCCCUGUUCCGAUGAACACCAACAAUCCCGGUGUUCGCAAGGCAGCCCGCUCUGGCGUUUACAGAUACAACAACAGCUCCAAUGACCUCUUCCUGUUUAAGGAAUCACAAAUAAACAAAGCCAUGGUACAGGUCGUCAGAGGGCUGAAAUACAUGCUUCACGUGGAAAUUGGACGCACUGUGUGUGAGAAGAGGGAGCACUCCCACCUGGACAGCUGUCGCUUCCAGAGGAAAAAAAACUUGCAACAGAUGCUGAGAUGCUAUUUUGAGGUCUGGACAACGCCUUGGUUACAUAAAUCGGAUGUCCUCAUUGCUCUCUGUCACUGA
Molecule: messenger RNA, 444 nt
Organism: Pterocles gutturalis (yellow-throated sandgrouse)
Lineage: Eukaryota; Metazoa; Chordata; Aves; Pterocliformes; Pteroclidae
Gene: CST7
Product: cystatin F (leukocystatin)
Exons: 4
Coding region: 1-444 (147 amino acids)
Biological process (GO): positive regulation of myelination; immune response; negative regulation of microglial cell activation
Cellular component (GO): lysosome; Golgi apparatus; endoplasmic reticulum
Molecular function (GO): cysteine-type endopeptidase inhibitor activity
Source: RefSeq, a predicted model, not a curated record